This is a messenger RNA of Ilyonectria robusta, 1011 nucleotides long. RefSeq lists its product as uncharacterized. NCBI's taxonomy places the organism in Eukaryota, Fungi, Ascomycota, Sordariomycetes, Hypocreales, Nectriaceae. The record is from RefSeq and is a predicted model, not a curated record. The coding region runs from base 1 to 1011 and encodes 336 amino acids. The transcript is spliced from 6 exons.
AUGAAUCCAACUCCUCGCACCCAGGACGACGCAGUCCACAGCUAUGUUUCGCCUUAUCCAGAGCUCCAAGUUGGAUUAUGGGCGCUUUUCGCCGGCGCGACCGUUUUUCUGACCCUGCGGCUCUGGGUUAAGGUCACCCGACGACACGGACUGUGGUAUGAUGAUUACAUUCUCAUAGUGUCAUGGAUAGUACUACUCGCAAACAAUAUCCUCAUCGUCUACCAAUUUGCAACCGGUUACGUGCUCAAAGACUCCACGCAAAAGUGGGAUGACCGCAUGCACAUCCUCAUCAACAUGUCGUCCUGCGGCACACUGAUAGGGCAAGCAUGGACCAAGACAGCGUUCGGCGUGACGCUGUUGAGAAUGAGCAACCGCUGGCAACGAUGGAUCCUGUGGUUCUGCAUCGUCACCAUGAAUGUGUAUAUAGUCCUGAAGGUCAUCUUCCAGUGGGCAAAAGUCUGCGACAAGUCUAGUUACCAGAACUGGUACAGGCUUGACUUUUGUAUUGGUUGGGACUUCCGUGGCGAUAUCCAGGAGGGUGGAAACGUUUACAACAUCGCCAUGGAUUUCGUGUUUGCGACUUUCCCAUGCUUGAUCACCCGGCCAUUGGAAAUGCGAAGAGUCGAAAAGAUCGGUCUUUGCCUCACAAUGAGUCUCGGCAUAAUAGUUGCCAUUGCCUCGGCUAUACGCGUCGCCUGGAAGGAUAAAGGGAAUGACCACGAUGAGUACUACAUAUGGCGUAACGCUACCGGUAUGUCGCAUAUCUGGUACUCAUCUGAAAUCGCCGGGACAAUCAUCGUCCAAUGUAUCCCCAUCCUGCGACCGAUCUUGCGAGACAUUCACACAUCUUUGACUUCGAGGAAGUUGAGUUCUACGGCGGACGCGCGAAGCACAGUCUGGAUAAGCAUGCUUAGGAGGAAGCAGGCAUCGACUGGUGUGAACAUCAACGACCUCACCACCAAGACCACCGAUAGGAUGGAGUUGAGAGAGAUCCCAGAAGAGCCAGCCUAG